This is a messenger RNA of Prunus dulcis (almond), 1951 nucleotides long. RefSeq lists its product as uncharacterized. The transcript is spliced from 6 exons. Lineage: Eukaryota; Viridiplantae; Streptophyta; Magnoliopsida; Rosales; Rosaceae. The record is from RefSeq and is a predicted model, not a curated record. The coding region runs from base 415 to 1515 and encodes 366 amino acids. Gene Ontology annotation, molecular function: RNA binding.
UCUUGGCUUCUUGGGUUUGCUGUUCAAAACGUGUGCCGGGUCGUUUUCUUUCGGGUUUGGGUUUCACUUACCCGACUGUGACUUUUUCGGAAUUUGAUCUCAACCGUCCAGAUUGAUUAAAAUUUCCGCGCCAAACAAGCGCAAGGGACAUUGACGGUGUGAUCAUGUGGCAGGCAACUAAUGAAUAAGGCAAAUUGCCGUGGAUAAUGGAUGAGCAAAUGGGCUUAUGGUACUGAUCCGAUUUUCUUGGCUUGAUUGUUGAGAUUGAAAGUGUUUGAAAAAUUGCCUGAGUGAGUGUAAUACAGGAAAGUCAUAUCAAUCUCAUUACUUGGAAAUCCAUUACGGUCCCGGUGGAGCUGGGAUUCUGGAGCUUGAGGUCCGGGUGUGAUUUCCCUUUUCGUGUGGGUGUUAAUAAUGUUUGCUUCAACUUCUGUAAGAGCCGCUUCUCGCUCUUCUCCAAGUGCCAUCAAAAGGGGCUCUUUUGUCUGGUUCAGUUGUCUAGCACAAAAUGUUUUCAAUCUCUCUCUGCCAACCAUAACACGUUUUAGACAGUCUCUUUAUUGCAAUAUGUGUAUGCAAAGGCAAAGAUACAGUGUAUUGACGUCUUUCUUAGAAGUUCCAUGUGUAUCCUCCUCAUUCGAUUCUUCAUUGGUGCGGAGAUCAAAUAUUUUUGACUGUCAAAGUGUUCUUAGAAACUGUCCGCCUGCUAGAUGCAUGAGUAGUACAUCAAUUGAGCUGAAGACAAAAAAUGAUGUUGUGAGGUUUUCAUUUGGUAAGCCACUUGAUAAAACUGGUUCCUCAACCAAAGGGAAGAAGAUGGCCAAACGAGCUGAAGUGUCCAAGAAGGCCAAACUGAAUGAACUGCGAUUUUACCGUCUGAAGGCCAAGAAGAAGAUGAAUUCUCCAAAUCCAGAAGUUAGAAUUAGAUACAAACUUGAAAAGGCAAAACGAAAGGAAGCAUGGUUGAUUGAGAAGUUGAUGAAAUUUGAGGUUGCCAGAGCCCCUGCUGAUAUACAUGAUCCUGAAAUUUUAACUGAAGAAGAAAAACAUUAUCUUAAGAGAACUGGUGAGAAAAAGAAGAAUUAUGUCCCAGUGGGAAGGCGGGGAGUAUUUGGAGGUGUGGUUCUAAAUAUGCAUUUGCAUUGGAAGAAGCAUGAGACAGUAAAGGUGAUUUGCAAGCCUUGUAAGCCAGGACAGGUUCAGGAAUAUGCUCAAGAGCUUGCUAGACUGAGUAAAGGCAUUGUGAUUGACAUAAAACCUAAUAAUACUGUAAUUUUCUACCGGGGAAAGAACUAUGUUCAGCCGAAAGUAAUGUCACCUGCAGAUACACUAUCUAAAAAUAAGGCCCUGGAAAAAUAUAAGUAUGAGCAGUCCCUUGAACAUACAAGUCAGUUCAUUGAAAAACUGGGGAAAGAACUGGAAGAGUAUCACAAGCACCUUGCUCGGUUUAAGAAAGUAAAUGAGAAUGCAACACAAGUCUUUGAUCAAUACAUGAAUGGUAAGCUUGCCAGUUAACCCUUCUUCCAAACCCCAAGUCUCCUCUGCAGUCGCACAAAAUUUGGCUAGGGACAGUGAUUGGCAAAAGCUCCAAAAUCUGAGUAUCUGAAGGGCUAUCAAAACGACCCACAAAAUCUGAUAUUGUGCCUUGCAUGUGUUCUUUGGUCUCUCUCUCUCUCUCUCUCUCUCUCUCUCUAUAUAUAUAUAUAUAUAUAUACAUAUAUAUGUGUGUGUGUGUGUGUGUGUGUGUGUUAAGGAUGUCCUUAUUGUAAGAAAAGUGUCCUUCAUAGGGCUAGGUCACAAUGCAUUUCAACAAUCGGGCCAUCUAUAUUUUAGGUUAUCCUUCAAGAGUUAUCCCUGCAAUCUGGCAAGUGCAGGUUAUGAACAAUAAUUACAACGCUGAAGAUGGUAAUGCAAAUGCAAGGAAUGAGAGUGACUUGGGAAAAAUUUCAGA